CGGAGUUUUAUAUUAUGCUUCAAUAUUGAUAGAAAAGUCUAUCACAACCCUCUUCCUUUCGUGCAUGAAAAUCUCAAUGGCUUGUUUGUAUUAGAUGGACAUUAACAUAUGUUACCACGUCGCCGGUGUCGGAUGAAGCUUUCCAUCCUGCAGCAAAAACAAAACAUCCUUAACAUUUUCUUUGUGCGGUGCUGAUCUAGGAUUCUACAACUUGCAGUUGGAAGGUGGACUGCACAUUCUUGGUAUUCCGAGCACGAUGGAAGAACAUGAAGACUUUCCAAACGACUUAUUGGUGAAAAUUUUUGUGAGAGUUCCUUAUCCUGAAAUUCUCAAAGUGCGACUCUUAUCCACAGAAUGGAACAGGAACUUUCGAACUUUGGUGAGUCAGGCAUGUCACACAUGGCCCACGUAUUGCCCUCUUUUUACUGUGACGGUCAUGUCGAGAUCAGUAAGGAGAAGAAUUGGUGAUACUUCAACUCUGUACAAAAUUGGAUACGAUUGUGCCGAAGGACACUUCAGACUUUUGGGGCAAAUAAAUCGGUCUAAGGGAAGAGCAUACACUAGAUCUUACUCAAGUCGUUGCGGAGCUUUGCUUGUUCGGGUGGUGUUUCAAAAACACAGAGCACUAGCAACUGUCAUCAACCAGGUGACAUGCCAGAGAAACCGUGUUUGGUUCUCUAACUUGGAAGUAGGAUGGGUUCAGCCCAUGGUAUUUUCUGUGGGAGCUGAUCACUAUGAAAUAGUCAUCUGUCACUACUCAAGGAUUUCUCCCGUGAAAUUCUCCGUCACCGUAUACAAAUCCGUCUCCAAAGACCAUACAACGAGGUCAUUCAUCUUUGAACGCGACUUCAAUGAAUGGUUUUCCCCAGAUAGAAUAUUUGCUUACGAUGAUGGCGUUUUGUAUCUUCCAAAGCCCUUCUUUAGAGAUUUUGAGGCUAUACAGGUUUUGCAGUUGAACAUGAAGAAUGGAGCUAUGAACGAAAUCACGGUCGGGCCGUUUUCUUAUCCCACGUGUACGGAACUCGCUGUGCUUCUAUGUGGUUCCAGGGUAAUGUGCGUAUUGGUCGACAGAGCGUAUGAACAAACUAUAGCGAGUGUAUAUCAUGUUGUUCCGGUCUCCUCUGAGUCUAUCCUCCUCUCCACCUGGCAGAUAGAACAUUUCUCAAUCCGAGAGAAGGUGGACAAAAUAAGGUUUGCCUCAAAUCGUAGUUCCAUUUUCAUCACAGAGUGUAAUAUCCCUGUAAAUAGAGGUUCAGAAUUUAGAGAGUGGACGUUUAAUUUCAGAAGUAGAACAGUGUGUUAUGACGUGGACGCUAACAUUUUGACUUCGAUUGACACCCCCUUCUGCCAAUACUCUUCUAAAGAACGUUUGGAGGUGGAAUCUUGUGUUUUUGAACCUGGUCUAAAUCCACUUGCUUCCCCGUGAAGUACUUUGAACUCAAGCCCAGCCAUCAGUUUAGAUGAAACCGACAAAGUUCACUCACCACUUGACUUGGUGGCAGUACCUCCGCUUGCUGAUGCAGAUAGUUUAUGGGAAUUAAGAAUCGGGCUGUACUGGAAUCUAGAUACUGAGUACAGUUUCUCUGUUAUGAGCAAUCAGCAUGUUAACUAGAUAAUAAGUACAGCAUCUCUGUUAUGAGCUAAGGUUCUCCGCUUUAUUUUCAGAACGUGCUCACGUGCAAUUAAUUUGAUUCCACCGG
Marchantia polymorpha subsp. ruderalis is the source of this 1700-nucleotide messenger RNA. NCBI's taxonomy places the organism in Eukaryota, Viridiplantae, Streptophyta, Marchantiopsida, Marchantiales, Marchantiaceae. The record is from the annotation of a GenBank genome assembly.